AUGGUUCAAAAAGCAAAAUCUCAUAACAUUCACCUGUUGCUCAGCGAGUUUCCUGGAUCACCGCACAGCGCUCACAUACACCCCGAAGUUGGUCCACUUUGUCAGGAGAGUGGCAUUACCAAAGACCAUCUCAUGUCACCAAAGCCUUCUGAUUCAGGUGUAAUCAGUGUUACAAAUGCUAUGAUCAUUGAGCUAUUCAAGUACAGAGAAAGGAGUGGAACCACAUGGGAGACAGUUGCAAAUAAAUGGUGGCCCAAUCUGUUUGACUGUCAUAGACCAUUGGGAACAAUUUAUAAUAGUUGGUGCCAGGUACUUAAAAAGCAUCGGCAAUUGCCCAAAGAAGAACAAACAGAUUUUGAAGCCAAGACAUACACAAUUCCACCACCUAAACCAGCAAGAUGCACUGCUCAGGCUGAUGGAGUUCAGUGUGAUGGAAAAGAAGACCACCAAGAUGAUAUUCUGGAUGAUUGCAGUGAGGUAGAUCUUGAUUGCUUUCCUGAUAGAGUUUCAGACCAUACCAUUGACAGUAUUGUAAACUGUAUGCAACUCCUGGCCAACUUCUACGAAGAUAGUGGUGAAGAUCAUGAAUGUACUAAGCGAGAAUUGGCUGAAUGCAAAAAGAGGGAAAAAAUGUUACAGAGUGCAUAUGAUGAUCUGAUUGCAGCUAACGAUGAUCUUAAACAAUGUCUCAGCAUCCUGAAAAGAAAAAAUAUAGUCCGCAGACUUCAUCGAAGAGAAGAACUGGAAGAAAAAAAUGAGACCAUCCAAAAGCUACACAGAAAGAUUGAACAGUUGGAAGUGCGAUUGAAGAACCUGCAGAAAUCAAAGAAAAACAUGCUUGAUUCAAGGAGACAUUUCAGGCUCAAUACGAAAAAUUUCUCAGCAGUGAAAAAAGAAUUGAGUAAAAAGAUCCUUGUACUUGAACAGGAAAAUGAUCAUUUGAAAUCUGAACUUGAUGGAAUAAUGGCAGAUAAGGAAGUGAGGGCCUUUGAAAAUGGGAGGUAUUCAAAUGAUAUUAGACUCGUCUGCUAUGAGCUCAUUGCACGAGGCGUAGGCAGCAAGCAUGUCUCGGACAUCAUCCGGAUUGUUCUCAAGGACAUUUGCAAGAUGAAGAUUGGCAGACUGCCUAAACCAACUCUAAUAAGGUAUCUUGCUGUUGAGCAAGCCUUGCUCAAUAAGGAAUGUGCACGUGCAAAGAUACAUCAAUCUGAGACUCCUGUCACUCUUCACACAGAUGGCACAACCAAAAAAAGGAAAGGCUAUGUCACAUUCUUGGCUUCAACAAAAGACCAAACUGUUGGAAUGAGUCUUCAUGACAUUGAGGUUGAAACAGGAGAAUCACUCUUAACAGAUACCAGGGAAACUCUAGAAGAAUUAGUUCGUCUUAAUCUGUGUGAUGAUGUAAAUGAAGUCCACCGCCUCUUGGCUAAAUUCAAGACAACAAUGACUGAUCGUUCUAUUGUCAAUAAGCUCUACAUAAAUAAACUAGAGCUGUGGAGAUCCAACAUACUUCCGCAGGUAAUAGAAAACUGGGAGAGCUUGGAUGAUGGGGUCAAGCAGGAGAUAGCUACCAUUAAUGAUUUAUAUUGUGGAAAGCAUCUGGUAUUGAAUCUGCAAGAAUAUUCUGCAAGUGCCCUUUGUGAGUGGGAAAAAGUAGAAGCGAAUGAAGGAAAAUUGGGGAGAGAGAAGCAAGUCCUUUGGAACAGAAGCAAGACAGAGUCAGCUAGUCUACUUGCCGUUCGUUCUUUUUGCAACUUACUUGGUCCUGACUGCGACGAACAGUCUGGUUUGACUGAAGAGUUUAAGACAAUUGUGCAAAAAUCAUCCUUAGUUGCAUACAGGGGAAACAGAUUUAAUGUACCGUUCCACAACUCUGCGGCAGUAUAUCACCACAUUUCAGACUUUCACACCCUCUGUGCAUCAUUAGAUUCAAAACGUGAAGGAAAUAUGUAUGUCAAAUCAUUGAAAGCUGACUUUGAUGAUGACAUAGUUGUAUCAGGAAUCAGAGCAAUGGGCAUCAUAAAUCAGCACAUUUCUGCCCCAUUAAUGAGGAUGUUGGAAAGUCAUUCGCAUGUCAUGGACACCGAUCAACACUAUACAAGACUGCAUGAUAAAGUUCAGGAGUGGAUGGUAGAUCCAUCACCACUGUUAACGGAUAGUAGCAUUCUCUUUCCAGCAUUUCCCCCAGUCAAAGAUUCAAUCCACAAAUCUCUCUAUGACCCUUGCAGCGCAAACAUUGAACAUCUUACCAAGCAAGCACUAAUGAUAAUACUUCACAAUUGUCUUGUUUGUAUCACACGCCAGCUGUCAGAUCAUUUGCCAGGAGGACGAUUUCACAGUGCUCCAGAGAACAUACGGAAACAAACUGCAUCAUGUCCUAAAGACAACCUGUGCGCAGAGAGAAUGUUCGCUGGUUUGGACUAUCUCAAACGUAAAAUGCCGAACGCAAAUACAGUUGCCCUGGAAGGCAUACUACUUUGGAGCCUUAACAAGACCAGAGACUAUUUGGAUGAAAUGUCAGAUGAGAAGAAAGAUCAGUACUUAUCUGAAGCUGUGAGGCAAAGGAAGUCAUUUCUCCAGCUUUACCAAGGAAGAAGUAAAGCAAUUAAAGAAAAGAUUGCUGAGAAGUUGCUUCUGAAUAAGCGCAGAAAAGAGGACAAACUGAAGGAAAUCGCAAAGCAGCGUGUUCAGAUGACCUCAGAAGCCUUGCAGUUGUGUGGGAUGCUGUGCACCUCAAACGAUGAUGUUGAUGAACUGAAGCAAAGAGCGAAAGACUUUCGACAACUGGAAAAGUUUCUUAUUGCUCAAAUUAAGUACCUGAAAUCAACCAGCACAGGUGGUGUAAAGAUGGAGCUGUUUCACCUAACAAAGGGAAAAAAUUAG
This is a messenger RNA of Lytechinus variegatus (green sea urchin), 2883 nucleotides long. RefSeq lists its product as uncharacterized. The transcript has a single exon. Bases 1 to 2883 code for a protein of 960 amino acids. The record is from RefSeq and is a predicted model, not a curated record. NCBI's taxonomy places the organism in Eukaryota, Metazoa, Echinodermata, Echinoidea, Temnopleuroida, Toxopneustidae. Gene Ontology annotation, molecular function: 3'-5'-RNA exonuclease activity.